AUGACAAGAUUUUAUUAUAAAGAAGCAGUUGGGGCACUCAUAGUGUACGACGUAACACGGUCUUACACUUUUGAAGGAGUCUCCAAAUGGAAAUCCGAUCUAGAUCAGAAAGUAACCUUGCCCGAAGCUUGGGGCGGCGGUCCUAUUCCGGUUGUAUUGCUGGCUAAUAAGUGUGAUCUUAACCAUGAAGGACCUAAUACAAAAUCUGAUGCCGAAAUAUCACAAUACUGUGAAGAGAAUG
Racocetra fulgida is the source of this 241-nucleotide messenger RNA. The record is from the annotation of a GenBank genome assembly. Lineage: Eukaryota; Fungi; Glomeromycota; Glomeromycetes; Diversisporales; Gigasporaceae.